AUGGAAACUGACGAAGCUCCUAAACCAAAGAAAGCACCCUACAAAUCAAAAAGAUACUUCCUAAGUUCAUUGAAUACUUACUUUGGUUAUCAAUUAGUACAACUGUGUACUCAUUUAGAUUUAAUAACUUCGCAAUGACAUUGAGCAUCCUGAAGAUCCAAAUCUUAUUGUAGGCACCACAAUCUUAUAAAGCAAAUACCCAUUGCAUCCAGCAGUUAGAAAAGUCAUCGAUGUAUGAUUAUCAAUCACUACCAAAAUAGCCAUCCAAAAUGUCAUUCUUAUAAAAAGUCAUCUUGGAUAGUGAUGUGAUAGUAUAUGACAUUAACACAUGCGAUCACAGUGAAUGCGAAUAUGCCAUAAAAACCUUGAAAUUAGGCACUUAUGACUAGGAAAAAAUAUUGAUCCUCGUUUCUUCAGUCAUGGCUUGGUCAGCAACCGAUCCCAAAGAAAAGAAGGCUGGAGAGGAAGAGGAAGAUGCUGGCUACCCUCCUGAAUCAGGAGAAGAAGAAGGCAAACCAUAAGAUGAUGCUGAAGAUGCACCUCCUAAGAAGGAAUACACUCGUUUUAAUGAAAGUGAUUAUCCUAAGAGGAAAGCUCUACCUGAAUUUGAGAGCUUGUGUUCUCUAGAAAGUCUUUGCUUGAGUAUUAAUAGGCCAAAUCUAAGAACAUUUAUACUUUGCGCAGGUAUUUUGUAUGGAAUGGGAGAAGAUCACUUCUACACUAAAUUCAAAGGGGCUUGGUUAUAGAAUACAAUAACAUUUUAUAAUAAAAAUAAAGUGCCGUGCAUUCACGUUAAAGAUUUGGCUUUGUUUGUGUAAAAGUUGGUUGAGAAACCAGUCAAUUAAAAAUAUAUCUUUGCAAUUGAUCACAAUCAAAAUCCCUCCCAUAAGGCCAUAAUAGAUUCAAUAUCUAAAGGAGUGGGAAAUCAGAAAAUUCAGCAAUCUGAUGAGGCAAUUCCUGAGUUCAAAAUUGAUCUCAGAAUGAAACCGACCAAAGUUUUCGAUGCUUUCCUUGAAGAAUAAGGAGAUCAAGGGGAUGAAGAACAGGCGGUUGAUAAAUUUACAUUUAAUUGGUGGUGCAAAGAAGGUAUAAGAGCUAAUAUUGCAAAAAUAAGAUAAGAAUUUGUUGAUUAUCAUAACCUAAAACCAAUUAGAAUUGCCAUUACAGGUCCACCUGGAAUUGGGAAAAGCACCAUUGCUAAUCAAAUAUCGACCUAUUUUAGUAUUCCUCACAUCACCAUCAAAGAACUGAUAUAGGAAUACUUGAAUUAAACAAGUGAGGAAGUCGAAUAAUUGAAGGCAAAUUUGGAAGAGAAUAGAAAUCAACUUGUUGAAGAAGCUAAAGCUCAAUAUGAUAUUUAAAGAGAAAAAAGGAAAUAAUUGAAAUAACCUUACAUCCCAUUUGAUGACAGUAAAAUCGAAGCAAGAUUAACUGAUGAAUAGUUGAUUACUAUUUAUAAAUGGCGAUUGAUGUAGAAUGAUUGUUAGAAUAGAGGGUUUAUUUUGGAUAAUUAUCCAAAGACAUAUGCAUAAGCCAAAUCACUAUUUUAUAAUACUGAAGGAGAGGGAGAGGAGUAGAAAGAAACUCUUAAUAAAUUGAUUUUGCCUGAACACUUUAUAGUGCUAGCUGGUAGUGAUGAAUAAAUAAUUGACAGGAUCAAGUUCUCAAAAACUCAUAAAUAUGACGAAGAGGUGCUUCUCAAAAGGUUGAAGAAUUACAGAGCACUCAAUACUAAAAAGGGAUACACUAUUUUGAUUGACUUCUAUAAGGAUUUGAAGGUGGACAUUUGUGAGAUCUCUGUGUUCAAUAAGUAGACUAAUAUUCAAGAUACAUGUAGAAGUUUUAUUGAGAGGGUAUGAUUUCGAUAAUUAUUUUAGAAUGGGAAGUAUAAGAAUUAUAAGCAGAUUGAAUAGGAUUUGGAAGAGAGUAGGUUGAAUGAGAAGAAAGAGUAGUUAUUGAAGUGGGAGGAGCAAAACUAAAAAUUGAAGGAGUUGAGGGAUAAGAAGGAAGAUGAGUUGUGGAAGAUUCAAGAGGAGGAGUACAGGAUUAAGUAGGAACAUAGUGUUAAUUAUGAGAAGGAAUUACUUGAUUCAAGGUCUCUGCCAUUAAGGUAUGUUUGUUAAAUAAAACAAUAGAUAAUAUUUGAAUGAUAAUGUAGUACCAUUUAUUACAGAAGGGUUGGUGGAGAUUGUUAAACAGAAUCCAGAAAAUGUGAUUGACUUUUUAUCCGAAUUCUUGUUUAAGAGAUCAUUGUAAGUCAGAUUCCCAGAUCCCAAAUUGUAUUUUGAGAAUUCUGAGUGAUCGACACCUAAUAACCAG
Messenger RNA from Paramecium octaurelia, 2319 nucleotides. NCBI's taxonomy places the organism in Eukaryota, Ciliophora, Oligohymenophorea, Peniculida, Parameciidae. The record is from the annotation of a GenBank genome assembly.